This is a messenger RNA of Tripterygium wilfordii, 1764 nucleotides long. Its product is annotated as serine-threonine kinase receptor-associated protein-like. Gene Ontology annotation, cellular component: SMN complex. The transcript has 7 exons. Gene Ontology annotation, molecular function: RNA binding; protein binding. The coding region runs from base 407 to 1456 and encodes 349 amino acids. The record is from RefSeq and is a predicted model, not a curated record. Gene Ontology annotation, biological process: spliceosomal snRNP assembly. NCBI's taxonomy places the organism in Eukaryota, Viridiplantae, Streptophyta, Magnoliopsida, Celastrales, Celastraceae.
UCGCAAAUUCUGGUAGGCUAUUAGGCUCUCUUCCUCUUGAGCAUGAGAUCCAUCACUCAGUUUUGUACUUUUGUUUUUGCACCCAGCCCUUUUUUUCAACAGCUCUGCUCCAACUUCUUUAUCCAAAACAAACACUUCUGUAUUAACAAUUUAAUUAAUAUCUACACAGCCUGCUAGGGUUAGGAGGUGUGGAUUAUAGCAAAAUCCCCGGAAUUUGUACCACACACCUGUGCCCAAGACCGCCGCUUAUUGUUCGCCAAUAUUUUGUAUACAAAUCACUCAAAUUCCUCUGUUGUUACUUGUUGGUUCAAUCGUGUGUAGAUUUGUCGGGUUAUUGGGUUCGUUUGAUUUGUUCAAUUGGAGAUCACAUUUUAUUUUUUGCUUUUUUUAAAUUAAUUUGUGCGUUAUGGAUAAGAAGAAGGUGGCAGUUCCACUUGUGUGUCACGGCCAUUCCCGGCCUGUUGUUGAUCUCUUUUACAGUCCGGUUACGUCCGAUGGGUUCUUUCUCAUCAGUGCUAGCAAGGAUUCCAGUCCUAUGCUUAGAAAUGGGGAGAGCGGAGAUUGGAUUGGAACAUUUGAGGGGCAUAAGGGUGCAGUGUGGAGUUGCUGUUUGGAUACUAAUGCUUUGCGGGCUGCGUCCGGUUCUGCUGAUUUUACUGCGAAAGUAUGGGAUGCAUUGACAGGGGAUGAAUUGCACUCAUUUGAACACAAGCAUAUUGUUCGAGCGUGUGCCUUUUCAGAAGAUGCACACCUCUUACUUACUGGUGGAGUUGAGAAAGUACUUCGCAUAUAUGAUUUGAAUCGCCCAGAUGCACCUCCAAGAGAAGUGGACAAAUCUCCUGGUUCAGUCAGAACUGUGGCUUGGCUCCAUAGUGAUCAGACAAUAUUAAGUUCUUGCACUGAUACGGGCGGAAUCAGACUAUGGGAUGUAAGAAGUGGUGAGAUAGUGCAAACACUUGAGACCAAGUCAUCUGUUACCAGUGCUGAAGUGAGUCAAGAUGGUCGUUAUAUUACAACCACAGAUGGGUCUACUGUGAAGUUCUGGGAUGCAAACCAUUUUGGGCUUGUGAAGAGCUACAAUAUGCCAUGCACAGUAGAAUCAGCUUCCUUGGAGCCAAAGUAUGGGGAUAAGUUCAUUGCGGGAGGCGAGGAUAUGUGGAUUCAUGUAUUUGAUUUCCAUACUGGUGAAGAGAUAGCGUGCAACAAGGGUCACCAUGGUCCUGUACACUGCCUCCGGUUCUCACCAGGAGGGGAAUCAUAUGCCUCUGGAUCUGAGGACGGGACCAUAAGAAUAUGGCAGACUGGGCCAUUGACACACGAUGACUCUGAGGGGUUCAGUGCAAAUGGGUCAAGUGGAAAGGUCAAGGUAAUGGCUGAGGAGGUUUCUCACAAGGUUGAGGGCUUCCACAUUGUUGGUGAGGGGAAGACAACAGAGAAAGAAGCAGCAAGGGAUUGAAUAUUGAUUGAAGCUGCAAGUUCCCUCAGCCACUCUUUCAGCAUGCAUUGUGCUUAGAUCCUGCCUUGUCAUAAAGACGGUCACCUAAGCCAAUUCUUGUACCCAAUUAACAUCGCAUUAAAUAGUGUAGGACAGGCGAGACCAGAUGUUUCUUUGUAAGUUCUAGAUAGGUUUUAAUUUUUGUUGAUGCACCCUCUAUAUUGAAUUUAUAGAAGUGUUUAUUGUAAAAUCUGUACUGGAUAAGGAUUUUUCUCGAUAUUUAGAGUUACAAGGAUUAAAUUGUUAUAAGCGUCGUAUAUUUACAGUUA